This is a messenger RNA of Aspergillus neoniger CBS 115656, 1311 nucleotides long. RefSeq names its product DUF914 domain membrane protein. Gene Ontology annotation, molecular function: transmembrane transporter activity. Bases 1 to 1311 code for a protein of 436 amino acids. The record is from RefSeq and is a predicted model, not a curated record. Gene Ontology annotation, biological process: transmembrane transport. Gene Ontology annotation, cellular component: membrane. The transcript has 3 exons. Lineage: Eukaryota; Fungi; Ascomycota; Eurotiomycetes; Eurotiales; Aspergillaceae.
AUGUCCGAUACCAGGGCUGCUCGGCUUGCCGCUCAGAGAUCCUCUCCACCACCCGCUAAUUACAUACCUGUAGCUCAAUCCCCCGAGCAGGUUGAUCCAUUAUUAGAGGCUCCUCGGAGUGCCGACUACCUACCAGAAGUGCCUGCCACGCAUGUUGAAAAACAAGACAAUGUCCUUGCCUACCUUGCGACGAAAGAGUUCUACAUUACCCUUUUUCUUGGUACCAAGGUGUGGUUGAUGGUUAACUUGUCACACAGACAGGUUCUGGCUAUCGCCAACACUGCCUGCAGCACCUUUAGUACACUACUAGUCAGCGAGGGAACCUCAAUUCCAGCUUUUCAGACAUUCUUCAACUACUUUUUGCUCAACGCUAUCUUUACCCCAUAUACCAUAUACCGUUAUGGUCUGAAUGGCUGGAUACGAGUGGUGCUCCAGCACGGUUGGAAAUAUAUCUUUUUGGCCUUCUGCGACGUGGAAGGUAACUAUUUCAUUGUGCUGGCCUAUCGCUAUACGACUAUGCUGAGUGCCCAGCUGAUAAAUUUCUGGGCUAUUGCGGUUGUGGUCAUCGUAUCCUUCACGAUCUUGCGCGUGCGUUAUCAUAUCACCCAGGUGCUAGGUAUCCUGAUCUGUAUUGGCGGCAUGGGCGUCCUGAUUGCUUCGGACCGCAUCACUGGUGCCGAUGAAGGGGGUUAUUCGCGCGGGGACCUGAUCAAGGGCGACCUCUUCGCGCUCCUAGGUGCGACAUUCUACGGACUUGCCAACACGGGUGAGGAGUUUUUCGUCAGUACGGCACCGGUAUAUGAAGUCCUGGGUCAAAUGGCCAUGUACGGCAUGGUCAUAAAUGGCAUCCAGGCCGGCAUUUUCGACCGCAGCUCGUUCCAAAAUGCGACCUGGAACAGCCAGGUUGGUAUCUACUUGACAGGAUAUACGCUGUGUCUGGCUUCUUUCUAUUGUAUGGUACCGCUGCUGUUCCGGCUGUCAUCGGCGGCAUUUUUCAACAUCUCGAUGCUGACGAUGAACUUCUGGGGUGUCCUCAUCGGGGUGGGGGUGUUUCACUACACAAUCCACUGGAUGUACCCGAUUGCUUUCGGCCUCAUUAUCCUCGGGCAGCUCAUAUACUACUUGGGGCGGCGCGUGCUGGGAGAGGCGCGCAAACCCUGGUUGGGACGGAAUCAGGAACGUGGCGUGUCGGGACUGUUUACAGCACGAAGAAAGAUCGAGGCUGCUGCUGAGCGGAGUCGUAGCGACUCCAUAUCUACAACUUGUUCUGAGCGAGACCCUAUGCUACCUGCCAGUGUGACAGACCUUUAG